UGCGCUCCGGGCAGCCCGACGUGUGCCUGGGACGACUCUGAGAUCUCCGCCAGAUCAGCUAGAUAGCCCCAACGGCGGUAUCGGGCGAUCGCGACCUCAGGUCGGGGACCCAGGCAUCUCCGAAAGGACGGGGCGGGCGCCGCGGAUAGAAGCCCCCAAGGCCAUGGGGACCCGGGCCAGGCCAGUUGUCGCUGGCUAACGGGAGCCGCGGGCCUGAGGAGGGGACCGCGGGAGCAGUGGGGGCCAUGACCUCCGUGUGGAAGCGCCUGCAGCGCGUGGGCAAGCGAGCUGCUAAGUUCCAGUUCGUGGCCUGUUACCACGAGCUGGUGUUGGAGUGCACCAAGAAAUGGCAGCCAGACAAGCUGGUGGUGGUGUGGACCCGGCGGAACAGACGCAUCUGCUCCAAGGCCCACAGCUGGCAGCCGGGCAUCCAGAACCCAUACCGGGGCACUGUGGUGUGGAUGGUGCCUGAGAACGUGGAUAUCUCGGUGACCCUGUACAGAGACCCCCAUGUGGACCACUAUGAAGCCAAAGAGUGGACAUUUAUCAUUGAGAGUGAGUCGAAGGGACAGCGGAAGGUGCUGGCCUCAGCCGAGGUGGACCUGGCCCGCCAUGCAGGGCCUGUGCCAGCCCAGGUACCGCUGCGGCUGCGGCUGAAGCCCAAGUCAGUGAAGGUGGUACAGGCGGAGCUGAGCCUCACCCUCUCAGGGGUGCUGCUGCGGGAGGGCCGAGCUACGGAUGAUGACAUGCAGAGUCUGGCCAGCCUCAUGAGCGUGAAGCCGAGUGAUGUGGGAAACUUGGAGGACUUUGCUGAGAGUGACGAGGACGAGGCCAAUGGCUCAGGGGUCCCUGAGGCCGGGGCUCGAGGCUCCCAGCCAGGUCUGGGCAGUGCCCUGAGGCUGGGGCGUUUCCCAGAUCCCUCUCAAGAGCUGAAGACACUUUGUGAGGAGGAUGAGGGCCAAGUACACCCAAGGCAGGCAGAUGCCAGCCCUACUAAAACUGAGGACUCCAGCUCAACCCCUGUGAGUGGCCCUGUGCCCCCGGCCAGGGCCUCCCGGAGCCAGGGAUCAGAACCAGCUAUAAUAGCCGGGGGCCAGGUGGGGCCCCCAGGAACCCCAGCAGAGGCAAGGUCCUCGAGGCAGCCAAGCCAGGACAUGGCCCCCACCCCGGCCCCUCGGCUCCGGAAAGGCUCAGAUGCCCCUCAGUCCCCAGUCCUCCAAGAGGGAAACGAGGUCCCCAAUGCCAUUGCCUCAGAGGCUCCCCCAGCAGGAGUAGGUUCUCCUGGGGAGACCCAGACUGGGACAAGCCCCCAGGAAGGGACAGAAGCCCAGGGAGCCAGGCCUAGCUUGGACACUGCACAUAUGGACUCCAAAGACACCUUGGGAGGGCUGAGACCCAAAGCUGAAGAGAGGGCGACUGGGGACAGGUCAGAGGUUGGUGGGGCAGACAGUGAGCGAGGGGCAGGAGGAGAGCUGAGGACCAAGAGGUCAGGGCGCACAGCUGAGAAGACUCAGGGGAGUCCAGCACGGAGUGGCUUUGAGACCGAGCAGGGACAAGUGGUGAGCCCUGUGGCAGAUACAGGACCAGAGGCUGCGGGGCUUAUGCCUGAGGCAAGAUUCAGGGUGACUCCUGAGGCACCUCCAAGGGGCUCUCAAGGGAAGAUGGGGGUCAGGGUGCAGGAAGAGACUCCCACAGGGCUGAGCUCAUUUCCAGGAGAGCCUGCAGGGUAUUCUGGGUAUCUGGGUGAUCAAAGAGGGGCUAGGGACGCUGCAGGCCAGAAGAGAAAGGAUGUGGAGAUAAGGGACAUAGCCUCUGGUGUUGAGAGGACAGGUCUGGAGCAGGGCCCUUCUGCUGGAUCAGCAAGCACCAGGCCCCAGGUGAGCAGGUUUCAGGGGCUGCCAUCCUCAGCGGAGCUGGGGGCAAGACCUAAGGAUCUGAAGAUCUGGGAGGCAGAAGCUGAGGAGUCAAGAGUCCUGGAAGCAGAAGCUGGACAGGUGGAGUGGGAGGUGUUGGGUAACCAGGAGACAGAAGCAGGGGGAUCAGGGUUUUCAGAGAUAGAGACUAGGCCAGCAGAUACUGAGAUAUUGGGGGUCCAGGGGACAGAGACAGCAAGAUCAGAGGUCUUGGAGUCAGAGGCUGCUGGGCCAGAGGAGUUGGAGGUACUGGGGGCCCAGGAGACAGGGGCUCCAGGAAUGGUGGGAAAAGAGUCUGAGAUAGCAGGCUCUGAAGUAUUGGGGACUCAGAAAAUAGAGACUGGGGGUUCAGCAGUUCUGAGAACAAAGACUGGGGUGGAAGAGCCUGAGAUAUUGGGGGUUGAGGAGAAAGAGGUGGGAGAUUCUGAGGAACCAGAGAUGGAGGGUGGGGAGACAAAGGCUGAAAUCCUGGAGACCCAGGACACAGCAGCCGAGGGAUCAGGGGUUCCAGGGCUAGAAGCUGAGAUGGCAGAGUCUGAGAUUUUGGGGGCCCAGGAAACAGAGGUAGGGGUUUCAGGGAUGCCAGGGACAGAGAAUGGAAUGGCAGAGUCUGAAGUAUUGGAGAUCAAGAGAGUUGACGGUGAAGAUCUGAAAGUUCUGGGCACUAAGACUGGGAUGUUAGAGUCUGAGAUACGGGGAACUCCGGGGGUAUCUGAGGGCUCCACAGUCCUGAAGAUAGAAGCUGAGAUAGUGGAGGCCCAGAGUAUAGAAGUGGGAGGUUCUAGGGUACCAGAUCCAAGGAUUGAGGAGGAAGAGGCUGACAUGUUAGAGACAGAGGAGAUAGCAACUAAGUGCUCAGGGGUGCUGGGGAUAGAAGCUCUGGUGUCCGAGUCUGAGACACUGGGGAGCCACAAGAGAAAGGUUGGGGUUUUGGGGACCCCAGGGGUAGAGAUUGGAACAACAGAAGCUGAGGAGUCUGAGACCCUGGAGACAGAGGUAGAAACUUCAGAGGUUUCAGUGAUGGAAGCAGAAAUAGCAGAAAGUGAGAUACUGGGGACUCAGGAGAUAGUAGGGGGUUUAGGGGUCCCAGGGAUAGAAGCUGAGAAAGCAGAGUUGGAGAAAUCAGAGCCCCAGAAGGCAAAGAUGGAGACCAGGAUGGCACAAACUGAAAUGCUGAGGCCCCAGGAUAUAGCAGCUAAGAGUUCAGAGGGCUCAGGGCCAGAGGCUGAGGUAGUUUGGACCCAAAGGGCAGAAACUACAGUUUUGGAGGCUGAGGAGGUAAAAGUUGAGACUCUGGGGGUCCAGAAAGCAGAGGCUGGAGUUGAGGGGUCUCUCAAUGAUGAGGCUUUAAAGGUCCCAAUCACAAAGCAAAGAGUUUUAAGAUUCCAGGAAGUGGAGGCAGAGGUUCCAGGAAUACAUGGAGCGGAGACUAAAGCUCUGAGAGUCCAGGGAGCAGAAGAUAGGACUUUGGGGGUGUCAGAGGCCAAAUCUAGGGUUUUGGGGAUCCAGAAAUCAGAAAUAGCAGUUUUGGAGUCUACAGAGACUAAAUCUGGUAUUUUUGAGGCCCAGGAAACAGAGGCUGGGGUCUUGGGAACCGAGAAGGGGAAAGAAGCCAAGGGAGGCAUCCCAGAGGCUGGCCUGACUGAGGCACAGGUGGCCAGUGGGGCAGGGGCUGGGGUGCCCAGGCCCUCAGGUGCCUCUUCCCCAGAGGAGCCUGAAGAGGACAGGAGGCUGCCGGGCAGCCAGGCACCACCUGCCCUGGUCAAUUCCAGCCAGUCCCUAUUGGAGUGGUGCCAGGAGGUCACCACUGGCUACCGUGGUGUCCGAAUCACCAAUUUCACCACAUCCUGGCGCAAUGGCCUGGCCUUCUGUGCCAUCCUGCACCGAUUCUAUCCUGACAAGAUUGACUACGCCUCCCUCGACCCACUCAACAUCAAGCAGAACAACAAGCAGGCCUUCGAUGCCUUCGCAGCCCUGGGCGUGUCGCGGCUGCUGGAGCCCGCGGAUAUGGUGCUGCUGUCGGUCCCCGACAAACUUAUCGUCAUGACGUACCUGUGUCAGAUCCGUGCGUUCUGCACCGGCCAGGAGCUGCAGCUUGUGCAGCUGAAGGGCGGUGAUGGCAGCGGCACGUACCGUGUGGGCAGCGCCACACCAAGCCUGCCCGACGGACUGGACGCCGGCAACCUGGCCCAGCGGCUGCGCGAGCGCGGGGCUGAGGCGCCCAAGCAGCCCAAGGAGGCAGCGAGCCGCGCGGAGGACUCCAUCACGGAGGCCGCAGGCAGUGAUGCAGGCUGCGCCCCUAAGGACAGUGACUACGCGGACAAGGCAGUUAGGAAAGCGAGUCCCCCAGGGGUCCCCGCCGCUGACGUCCCCGCAGCCCCAGUUCCCCCAGCGGAGGGGCUGGUAAAUGGGGCCGGAGAGACCGCAGGCACUGGAGGUGUCAGACUGCGACAGCCGUCAGUCAGCGGGGAGGCUGGCCCGGUGCCACCACCUCGUGCUCAUGGGUCCUUCUCCCACGUGCGCGACGCCGAUCUGCUGAAGAAGCGGCGCUCCAGGCUGCGCAACAGCAACUCCUUCUCGGUAGAUGAGCCGGAUGCGGGAGCUGCAGGAAGCACGGCCACAGCAGUGGAAGCCCAGAGUCCGGACCCCAGCCCUGCCCCUGGCCCACCCACAGCCCCAGCCCCACAGCAGCCUCAGGGUGGAAGCCCCACAUUGGAAGAGCCACCUUCAAGUCCAGCGGAGGAGGUUGGAUUGCAACGGUUCCAGGACACAAGUCAGUACGUGUGUGCAGAACUGCAGGCCCUGGAACAGGAGCAGAGGCAGAUAGACAGACGGGCUGCCGAGGUGGAGACGCAGCUGAGGAGCCUCAUGGAGUCAGGUACCAACCGGCUGCAGGAGGAGGUUCUGAUCCAGGAAUGGUUCACACUGGUCAACAAGAAGAAUGCUCUCAUCCGGAGGCAGGACCAGCUGCAGCUGCUCAUCGAGGAGCAGGAUUUGGAGCGUAAGUUCGAGCUGCUGAGCCGGGAGCUGCGUGCCAUGCUGGCCAUCGAAGAUUGGCAGAAAACAGCCACACAGCAACACCGAGAACAGCUACUGCUGGAGGAGCUGGUGUCACUGGUGAACCAGCGUGAUGAGCUGGUCCGGGACCUGGACCAAAAGGAGCGGAUCGCCCUGGAGGAGGAUGAGCGCCUGGCGCGCGGUCUGGAGCAGCGGCGCCGCAAGCUGAGCCGGCAGCUGAGCCGGCGCGAACGAUGCGUACUGAGCUGAGCCUGCCUCGGCCUGCCCUGGCCUGGCCUGGGGACGCCCUCCCUGGGUUGCCCGUAUUUAUUCAUCUGUAUGAGUGUGUGCCGUGCGCGUGCACGCGUGUCUGUGUAUUUGCAGUGCGCUGAGCAGGACCCUUUCCCAGCUCGGAGCCUGGCUGGCUGCCUGGGGAGAGGGACAGUGUGGGGAAGGCACCUGUGCCUCCUCCCCUUCCUGUUCCUCACCAGCCAUAAAGUUGGACAAGGGCACAGCAGCACUGGCCCAUUCUCAGGAUGGCUUGGGCUUCAGUAGACAGAAGAGGGUGGGGCUUAGGCUGAUAAUGGAUUAGGAGGUCACUGCUACUCUAGACCUGGGCAGCCUUGGGGGAUUGAUGGUUCCCAGAUGCCUCCUGAGGAAGGACCUGGGCCUUCUAAGGAUGAUUGCCUGAGUGGAGUCUCAUUUCAAAGGAAGACGUGUAGCUGGGUGUGGUGGUGGACACGUGAAAUCUCAGCUCUGUGAGAGGCUGAGGCAGGAAGACCACCAAGUUCUAGUCCAGCCUAACCAAACUGUGUCUCAGUCCCCAGUACUGAAAAAAACAAGACACAAAAACAAA
Molecule: messenger RNA, 5766 nt
Organism: Cavia porcellus (domestic guinea pig)
Lineage: Eukaryota; Metazoa; Chordata; Mammalia; Rodentia; Caviidae
Gene: Ehbp1l1
Product: EH domain binding protein 1 like 1
Exons: 20
Coding region: 246-5180 (1644 amino acids)
Biological process (GO): actin cytoskeleton organization
Cellular component (GO): filamentous actin; microtubule organizing center
Molecular function (GO): protein binding
Source: RefSeq, a predicted model, not a curated record